CGUCUUACUCGAAGUAUCAGUUUUCAAAUCUUCGAUUCCAUCACUGAUAUUUCUCUCCUUCUUUCCCUUUCUCUCUCUCUCUCCCUCCGCCGAAGAUGGCGCCGCCUGCGGCAGCAGUUGAAGGCGGCCAGGCACCGCAAGGGAGGCAGCAACAGCCGCAAGGAGGGUUCGGCCUCACAGGAAUCAUACGCAUGGUCGUUUUCUGGUACUUCGCUUCUAAAUUCUUCUCUCCCAAAAAACCUACCGAACCUUCCGCUCUCAUCUCCAAUCUCUUCCAGAAAGCACAGCCUCUGGAUAUGUGGCUUUAUCUUUCCGAGAACGAGAAGUUCAACGACUUUGGUUCUGAAAGUUCACUUGUAUGGCAUGAAACCAAUAUUCCGUAUGCUGUUUGGGGAACUGAGAGUACCAGGACUCUUACUUUGGACUAUAAUCCAUCGGAGUCUUUGAAGCAUAAUGGGAGUCUAUAUGCUCAUGUUUUCUUCGCACACUCUGGCUUUUCACCCGACCCAAGUGAUCCAGAAUACCAGCCUCAGGCAGCAUUUGGAAGGACACAUCCUGUUGUGACGUACUUGCCCAAGUCUAAGGCAGAUAAAAAGAAAAGUCUGUUGGGAGGUUCGCCAGAUUCUAGUGAGGCUCAAGUGACAUCCAAGGUGGUCGAUGAACCUGAAGAAGAUGAUGAUUCUAAGGAUGAUGACUCUAAGGAUGAUGGUCCUGUGGAGUGGGUUUCAUAUUGGAAACCAAAUAUAACAAUUAACUUGGUUGCUGACUUCACUCAGUACCCAAAAACAGGUGUAGCACCAAACAUUGCUCCAUACUUGAACGUUGAUCCUUUCACCGGGAACUACUAUCCAAUUGUUUAUUUCAAUGAGUUCUGGUUACUCCGGGAUAAGUUGAUACGUUUGAAUGAGACAGUGACUGAAUUACGUCUUAACCUGGAAGUUGGUCCCAUUAGUAUGACAAAGUGGCAGUUAUUCCUGCAGAUUGACCAAUCCUUCCAGAUUCACCGUAAUUAUGGAAGCAUGCUUGAAGGCGAGGCUGAUGAACUAAAGAGGGUGUUCUUGGAAGGAAAUCCUUACCUCCUGGCAAUUACCAUGGUUGUUUCACUUCUUCAUUCAGUCUUUGACUUCUUGGCUUUCAAGAAUGACAUCCAAUUUUGGAACAAAAAUAAAUCUAUGGAAGGACUCUCGGCAAAGACUGUUGUUGUUAGCUUUGUUUGUCAGCUUAUUAUCUUCCUUUAUCUGCUUGACAACGACACCUCUUGGAUGAUUCUUGCUAGCUCUGGAAUUGGUUGCGUUAUUGAGUUCUGGAAAAUUGGAAAAGCCAUGCGCAUAGAGAUUGAUAGGUCAGGAAGGAUACCUAUGUUGAAGCUUCGUGAUCGAGAGUCAUAUGUCCGAAACAAGACAAAGGAAUAUGAUGAUAUUGCGAUGAAGUAUUUAUGCUAUGUUCUGUUUCUCCUUGUUGCUGGAUUUUCUGUUUACUCACUGAUGUAUGAGCGUCACAAGAGCUGGUAUUCUUGGAUUCUGUCUUCUCUCACAAGUUGUGUAUACAUGUUUGGUUUUAUUAUGAUGUGCCCUCAAUUGUUCAUCAACUACAAGCUCAAAUCUGUUGCUCAUCUACCUUGGAGGCAAAUGACUUACAAGUUUCUCAACACCAUAAUUGAUGACCUUUUUGCCUUUGUUAUUAAAAUGCCAACACUGCAUCGGCUUUCUGUUUUCCGUGAUGAUCUUAUCUUCCUCAUAUACUUGUACCAGAGGUGGAUUUAUCCAGUGGACAAGAAACGUGUAAACGAAUUUGGUUUUGGAGGCGAGGAUGAUCAGGCUGUGGCCGAAACAGACGCUGCGAAGGAAGAAGAGAAGAAAACUAAUUGAUUUGGUUUUCUCUCAACAGUUUGAGAAAAUUUUACAGUAGAUACUUGAUACUGUAGAAUUUCAACGGGGAUUAAUUUAUUUUUCUCCCCCUUUUGUUACACAUUUGCAUUUAGAAUUUUGUCUAAAGAAAGCUUUAGUUUGGCCUUGCCUACUGGAAUUUUUACUAGGACCAAAGGAUGGCGACUAUUUAACUACUGAGACCGUCUUGCAGCUUUUAGUUUACCCCUCUGUAGCUUUUCUUUAUUUUCAAAUGUCUUAUUUUUGUGAUAGAUGACCCUUUUAUGUAUUAUUUUAUUCCACCCAUGUGUAGUUUUAACUAAUUUAUUCUUGGUUUUGGUUUA
This is a messenger RNA of Vigna unguiculata (cowpea), 2209 nucleotides long. RefSeq lists its product as uncharacterized. The record is from RefSeq and is a predicted model, not a curated record. Gene Ontology annotation, cellular component: endomembrane system; membrane. Lineage: Eukaryota; Viridiplantae; Streptophyta; Magnoliopsida; Fabales; Fabaceae.